AUUUAAUCCAGUUAGCCCAGUCCUGCCUCAAUCCUGAUCCUCACAGAUUGCUGAAGUCUGCUCUGGAUAGUGUCAAUCCCUUCGGAAUGAACAAGCACUGCUGAGCGUUAAGAAAUCUUGGAUUUGGAAUUGGACUUUGGCAAAUGGAAUUUGCAAUAUUACUGAAGUUGGCAGUGGACCUACAGUAAUUGCCAAUUUUAAAGGAUGUUGAACUGGGUAGCGAAGGUAGUGCCACAACCCCCUGAUGGGCAGGACAGUCUGGGGGAGGAAUUGGCCACAGCGGAUGGAAAAACGUCAAAUCGAGUCAAGCUAAAGUCAUCCAAAUCAAACAGGGAGGAAGACCAAACAUCUCAGACCUCACAGGGCAGUAUUCAGAGUGGUAUGAUGAACUGGCUCUCCAAUGGUUUCACGAGCGCACUGCCCCAACCUGCAGGGAGUCCUCUUCUGACCAGAGCUAACGCUGAAGCUAAAUCACUGCAAGGAGAAUGUACCGGAGACAGGACUGGAGUUAUUGGUUGGAUCUCACAGGGGAUUGGAAAGGUGGUUCCUCAGCCUGAUGAGAAAUACAGACGAGAACAGACUCCAGACUCUGAAGAAGUCACAGAGAUCUAUGAUGCCAAGGACCUCCCAGAUGCAGAGCCCUUGCCACACAUACCAGUGGUAGAGAUGGUGUCAGAAGACGAGUUAUCUGAGGUGGAUCUCCCUGCUCAGUUUCCUCCUAAAGUAAUGGGCUGGAUAAAGAGUGGCUUCCAGAACGCUCUGCCUCAACAUGUGAUCAGACCCCCAAAUAAUUCCACGACAUCCUCACCAAGGUCAUCACAGUGCUCAAACAAAGCUUAUUCGCCACCUCCAGAGUCAAUUACCAGCUUGACUAGUGAGGUUGAUUCAAAAGCAGCCAGUAUGGUGGGAAGGAUUGUUCAUGGUCUCGGCCUUUCACUGCCACAACCAGUGCUGAAAAACAAGGAGGACAGGGAGAUUGUGCAAAAUGGCAGUGCUAAAUCGAUUCCUGCAGACCUCAUUCUUGAGGAGGUGGACUCUGAAGAUGAGGCUCAAGCAAAGGAAACAUGUUCUGGACAGCCGGUAAAAACAGCCGUGAGCUCGCUGCCAUCUCUGCAAGCUCAUUCCCAGCCACAGACAACUCGGUCACAGGAACAAUGUCUUCCACUGAGAGUGACCACACCCUCACAAGCACACAUAGAGCUGGAGGAUGCAGAGACCCAAACAGCGCGAUGGAUACCCAUGAUCGAGAGCAUCAAGAGAGAGGCGGAGGAUACCGCCAUAUCAAUUAUGGAGGAACGGUUAAUACAGGAGCGUAUAGAGAUGGCGCGUAUGGCAGAAGAGGUUGCGAGGCAGACAGCAGAGAUGGCAGUCAGGGAGUUGGGGCAGGCUCGUUUUGGCAUUCAGACCAUUGUGGAAGAGCCAGAAGAUGUUGAUCAAGAGUGUCAAGAAGUACCUUUAAUGAAGGAGUUGGCUUCAGAAGAACAGGAGGCUGAAGGGGGAACAGAGACUGCAUUACCAACUGAAACCCCUGUAGAAGAGUUCAAGACCCUUUCACCCACACAAGAGGAACCAGAGCGUGAAUCUGAAUCUGACCCUGAGCUUGAGCUUGAACCCAAACCCGGAUCUGAAGGCUCUUUAGCUGAAGAGCUCCAUGAGGAAGAGGAACCCAGGGACUCUGAAGCUGAACCUGGCUCGAUCACUCAGCAACCUCAGUCCAUUUCCAGCAGCUCAACAUCAAGAACUGUUACACCGGUGGAGAGUGCAGCUACUGAAGAGGAAAGUAGUGUCCCUUCCAGAUGUGAUGCUCUGAAGAGCUGCCUCAUGCGCAUACCCUAUACACCACAGGCCCUUGACAGCUUCAACCAGUUCAUAAAAGACAACAAUAUCACCUUUCCCAAAGUGCCUUCCAUGCCCAACUUGCCCCCUGCUCUGGCUCAGAUCACCCAACAGCUGCCAUCGCUACCCCCUCAGCUGGCUCAGAUACCCCAACAAAUCUCCCAGCAAAUCUCCAAAAUCCCUCAGCAAUUCCCAAACCUGUCUCAGUCAUGUUUUAGUGUUCCUCACCCGUUUCCAAGCUUCCCCCUUCAAUUAUCCAGCCUCCCACAAUGGUUUUCCAUCUUUCCACAACAGGAAUCCAACAUUCCCCAGCAACUAUUCAGUAUUCCACAAAAGAUAUCCAGCAUUCCACAAAAGAUCUCCAGCAUUCCACAGUGUGCCCAGCAAUACUACUCUAACAUUCAGAAACGUCUAAACAAACUUAAGCCGGAGCAGGAUGCACAAGCAGCAACUGCCGAAGACUAGGGAUCUGGAACUGGACCAUCUAGUCCACCAGUCUCCUCUCCACUCCCCCUGUACCCUCUCGCCCUCCUCCCAAGUUCCAUUCUGGACCUGCCCAAGGUGCCCUCUUACCCCCGCCUGCCACCCAUCACCCCUUCUAGGCAGUUGUCAGGCGUCGCCAGCCCUGCCUUCCACAUUGAAGAUGACCCUACCUCCGCUAGACCCUCAGGUGAUCGACGCUGUCUCCUUUUUCUGUUAGUGCUUAGUCUGUCUGUGCAGUGCUAUGCUUUGCU
This is a messenger RNA of Myxocyprinus asiaticus (Chinese sucker), 2570 nucleotides long. RefSeq names its product cyclic nucleotide-gated cation channel beta-1-like. The record is from RefSeq and is a predicted model, not a curated record. Bases 205 to 2301 code for a protein of 698 amino acids. Lineage: Eukaryota; Metazoa; Chordata; Actinopteri; Cypriniformes; Catostomidae. The transcript is spliced from 19 exons.